UCUACGACUAAUCGCUCAUCAAUUACUUCAAUUUGAGCAACAAUUUUCUAUUACGAACAGCGUUAUGACGACGGUUAUAAAAUGAUUAUAAAGCUAACCCCAACGUGCUCGUGAGGAAGGAAAAAGAAAGAAACGUGAAGUACAUAAUUGCGCGCGUGCGUGUGUGUGUGUGUAUGUGCACGUUAUUGUUCCUACUUCACUGCAUCACACAAGAUUAUUUCUUAAUGUUUUCAAUAUCCUCCUUUCCUGGAAAUUGAAUAUAAAAUGUUAUGCAAAAGCUUUUUAUUUAUGGCAAAUACCAACUUAUUGAAGAGAAGUAAACGUUUUUUAGAUGUUAAGCGUUACAUUAUGAUAAGUAGAAAUGCACACACAGAUUCUGAAAAGUCAGAAAACAAUGAUAUAAAGAAGCAGAACAAAAUGAUUAAAAAAACAAAGUCAAAAGAAGUGCAAACAAAUAAAAAAAAUACAAAAAAGAGCAGUAAUCAACGUUUCAUUGAGUAUUCAGACAAUCUUGAUCUGAAAAUAAUACAUAUGCAUCCAAAUGUAUUGAUGAAAACAGUUGGAAAUGAUAGAAAUUUAUUAUACUUGAUUGAUAAUCAUGCGGCUGCGGAAUUUGCUUCUAUGAUCAAAGAUGAUUUGUUAAAAGAUACAUGCUUUGUUGCUGAAUUGAAUCCUGGCGUUGGCAUGUUAACAACAGAAUUAUUGAAAGCUGAUAUACCGUUGAUCCAUUUGUACGAAGAAAACAAGGUAUUUGAUCCAAUAUUGGAUAGUCUAAGCUAUACUUAUCCAGGCAGAUUAGAUCGAAGAAGAUUCAACCUCCUUAAGAUAAACAUUCUAUUACACAUUGAUAAGAUAACAAAUAGAGAUGAGAUGCAAAAGGUUUUUCAAGGAGUAGAAACUAAGAGGUGGGAAAACACCUGUAUGCAAGUGAUAGGCAUGACUAGUACCAUGAAAUUUAUCAGACAUGUUGUAUACAGUCUAUUGUUCCGUAAUUCAUUCAUGACCUAUGGCAGGACUGUUUUCUACAUGGCAAUAUCUCCAACCAUGUGGCAUAAAUGCACAUGUGAUAACAAACAGAAUACCAUGUACACUACAUUGAAGGUACUGUUUCAACUAAUGUUUGAUUACAAGCUACUAGGAAAAUUGAAGAGAAAAGCUUUCCUACCUUGGCCAAUGAAAAGAAAGAAAAAAAGAAGAGGACAUAGAAAUGAGAUAUUGGACGAGUUGGAUUACAAUGAAAUGUUUGUUGUGAAACUUGAACCAAAGGGUGACAUGUACUCGAUAUUGUCGCAAGAAGAUUGGAUAAUAUUUUGGUAUUUCGUUAGACACACUAUGCGCAGACGCAGCAACAGAGUGAUACUUGAAAUUGAAAAAUGGAUACCAGACAGCGGAGUGAAGAUAAUAGCACAAUUCAAUCACACGAUAUUCACAGAAUUCGGUGAUUUAACACCUGAUGAAUUUCUAAAACUUUUUAAGGAAUUUCAAUCGUGGCCGGAGUAUAAAACGUCUAGCUUUCUCGAUUCCAUGAAGGACGCUCUGAGUAUGUUCGACGAACCGGCAGUUCUACAACUUUAUGCUAAACAGAACAAUAUGCAAGACCAAUCUUAACUAUGUUGUGUUUUUUCACGAGUACGUCCGUAAUAGAUAGUAAUGUUUUGUACUUUAUUCGAGCGUUUUAUCACAGAAAUCAGAUGUAAAUAUUAUCAUGAUCGGUGCGUAUAUAAAACGUAUGUGCCGUUUGCACGUAUCUCAUUUGUGAUUCGACGAGAAGCUGCAUAUGGCACAUCGCAACAGAAAUAUUUAGGAAUAAAAUUCUUCGCUCAUCCA
Molecule: messenger RNA, 1827 nt
Organism: Harpegnathos saltator (Jerdon's jumping ant)
Lineage: Eukaryota; Metazoa; Arthropoda; Insecta; Hymenoptera; Formicidae
Gene: mtTFB2
Product: mitochondrial transcription factor B2
Exons: 4
Coding region: 265-1608 (447 amino acids)
Biological process (GO): transcription initiation at mitochondrial promoter; rRNA methylation
Cellular component (GO): mitochondrial matrix
Molecular function (GO): rRNA (adenine-N6,N6-)-dimethyltransferase activity; mitochondrial transcription factor activity
Source: RefSeq, a predicted model, not a curated record